UGUGUGUGUGUACAAGUGGGCUAUGGAUAUUGUAUAGAUCUACAGUUUAUAUAAAUCAAUGUCCAGUUGUUCAUAAAAAGUCAGCAGCAUGAUGAAUGGGAGAUAAUAUUGAGUGGAAAAUGUAUCUAGAUUUGAUAUCAGUAUAUUGCAUAAUAUUAGUAUUAUUACUGUAUGACGUCAUCAUUUCAUUCUGCAGCCUUGGAUCCAGUGUGUUUGGUCCAUCGUCUGAGUUUGCAGCUGCGCACACUUGUCCAACAUAUACAGAAUGAGUCAGUGUCAAGCUUGUCCCUAUAAAUAAAAAAAAAAAACAUACUUCCGCUACAUACUUUUCAAAAUAAAAGCCCUGACUUUAAGACACAUCCAUUGUGUGCACACCCUGCUUAAAUGUUUCGCUUUUAUUAAGACAAGCACAGUUUGGUUUCCGGUCUUAUAUUCUCACUCUCCCUUGGUGUUUUUUUUUUUUUUGACGCACAAGAAUGGAAGCGUGUAAUGAAAAAUGUCAUGUUGAUGCAGAGACUGAAUAGAGUCAUAUAUAUAUCAUCCGAGAGAAGAAACGGGUGGGUCUAACCCAAAAUACCCGUCAUCCUCCUACAAUGGGCUGUGGUGGGAGAUCGGCUCGACUCGGAGAAUCGCCUUGCAGCUGUUCACAGAGCCGAAGAUAGGAUCAAGACGAGUCCGUGCCGGUGGCCUGACGCGCUUUUUUGUCUCUGCUGCGCUCCUCGGCUCGGUGCCACCGUGCGUAAAUGCGGUCGAAGGUGCACUUUAAAUGUUGAAAUUCAGCCUUUUGUGUUGCAUCGUGGUCGUGAAUCGGGUUUCCUCACAGUCCCUCUGAGCGGAUGGAGUGAAUUGUGCAAAAAAAAAAAAAAAAAAAAAGAAAAGGGACCCGCAGUUUCGGUUUUCCCAGUGUGUGAUGAUAGGAGACACAAUGACGCUCUUGUCUCUUCUGGGUCGGAUCAUGCGUUAUUUUCUCCUCAGGCCGGAGACUUUGUUCCUGUUGUGCAUCAGUCUGGCGCUGUGGAGCUACUUCUUCCACACCGACGAGGUGAAAACCAUCGUCAAGUCCAGCCGGGAUGCCGUGAAGAUGGUGAAGGGGAAAGUGGCGGAGAUGAUGCAGAACGACCGGCUCGGAGGCCUCAGCAUCCUGGACGCUGAGUUCUCCAAAACCUGGCAGUUCAAGAACAACAACGUGGCCGUGUACUCCAUCCAGGGGAGGAGAGAUCACAUGGAGGAUCGCUUCGAGGUGCUCACCGACAUCAGCAACAAGAGCCACCCGUCCAUAUUCGGGAUAUUUGACGGUCAUGGUGGAGAGGCUGCAGCUGACUAUGUGAAGGCUCACCUGCCAGACUCCCUGAAGCAGCAGCUGCAGGCCUUUGAGAGGGAGAAGAGAGAGAGCUCAAACACUUACGGCAGCAUCCUCGAGCAGCGCAUCCUGAAUGUGGAUCGUGAGAUGCUGGACAAGCUCUCUGCCAACCACGAUGAAGCAGGAACGACAUGUCUAGUAGCGCUGCUGUCAGACAGAGAACUCACAGUGGCCAACGUUGGAGACUCUCGCGGUGUGUUGUGUGACAAAGAUGGGAAUGCUGUUGCGCUAUCACACGACCACAAGCCGUACCAGCUCAAAGAGCGCAAGAGGAUCAAGAGAGCAGGAGGAUUCAUCAGUUUUAAUGGAUCCUGGAGAGUCCAGGGGAUCCUGGCUAUGUCCCGCUCUCUAGGGGACUACCCGCUGAAGAACCUCAACGUCGUCAUCCCCGACCCCGACAUCAUGACCUUUGACAUGGACAAGCUGCAGCCAGAGUUCAUGAUCCUGGCGUCAGAUGGCCUGUGGGACGCAUUCAGCAACGAGGAGGCCGUUCGGUUCGUCCGCGAGCGCCUGAACGAGCCUCACUUCGGCGCCAAGAGCAUCGUCCUGCAGUCUUUCUACCGCGGCUGCCCCGACAACAUCACCGUCAUGGUGGUGAAAUUCAAGAGUGGAGCUGGGGGGAGCAGCAAGGGGGGGGAAUUAGGUCAGGGUCAAGUUUAGAGCUCACAGUGUGCUUUCAAUGAUGGAGCAGCGAGUGUGAUAUCUGGAGGGAAUUAAAGUAUGGACACUGAGAACUGUACAAGUGCACACACACACAUACAGACAUACACACACAUGCAAAAACACGUAAAAAAAAAUAAAGUUUUGUUUUGUUUGUACGUU
Messenger RNA from Sebastes umbrosus (honeycomb rockfish), 2182 nucleotides. It is a transcript of the gene ppm1la, whose product is annotated as protein phosphatase, Mg2+/Mn2+ dependent, 1La. Lineage: Eukaryota; Metazoa; Chordata; Actinopteri; Perciformes; Sebastidae. The record is from RefSeq and is a predicted model, not a curated record. Gene Ontology annotation, biological process: protein dephosphorylation. Gene Ontology annotation, molecular function: cation binding; protein serine/threonine phosphatase activity. Bases 911 to 2020 code for a protein of 369 amino acids. The transcript is spliced from 4 exons.